Messenger RNA from Tilletiaria anomala UBC 951, 690 nucleotides. RefSeq lists its product as uncharacterized. The annotation marks the transcript as partial. The record is from RefSeq and is a predicted model, not a curated record. NCBI's taxonomy places the organism in Eukaryota, Fungi, Basidiomycota, Exobasidiomycetes, Georgefischeriales, Tilletiariaceae. Gene Ontology annotation, molecular function: FMN binding; riboflavin reductase (NADPH) activity. The transcript has a single exon.
CUUGCCGAAGAGCUUCGAGAGGUGAUGCGAGCGUCUGCGCAACCGGUCGCGAUCAUUACCACGUACAUGGCGCGAGAUCCCUCCUCUGCAAGCGGAGCGGCUUCGCAAAGCAGACUUGUCCAUGGCGCCACGCUUUCAUCUUUCACAUCCGUCUCGUUGGACCCGCCGCUUGUCACUUUCAGUUUACGAGUACCCAGCCGACUCGCAGACGCUCUCGUGGACAUAUCUUACUCCUUGCACGAGUUGAGCGCGUCAGACUCCGAGCAAGCUCACUUUGUCAUCAAUAUUCUGAGCGAAUCGCAAGAAUCGAUCGCGAAAGCAUUUGCUACGCCAGGUCUGGAGCCGUAUUCGACGGGCACGCGGGACGCAAGCAGCGAGACUGCACACCCAUUAGACUUGCACGAGACACACCCGUCCCGCUUCGCGAGCGGGGUCCCUUUUCUGGCGGAUGCAGUCGGCGCACUGGCUUGCAGGCUCGUUGGCGUAUUGGACAUGCGCCACGGUGUGAGUGAGGUCGCCUGGACGCCCACAAAGCAUAUGAAUGGGCCCGAGAAACUGCUCUUGCCUCGCGGGUCCGAAGGACACACGGGAAGCCUGUUAUUCAUUGCACAUGUGUGUGGAAUAGACAAGGUGCAUGCUCGGGAAGAUGAUGAAAGAACGCGGCCAAUGGUCUACUGGCAGCGCAAUUUC